GGAUUAGAAGGCACGCAGCUUGAAAUUUUUCCUAAAGCUUAAAGAAAGAAGUCUGGCAAGGCCUCAUUAAAACUUCAACAUAAACAGGGGUUUGCAUUUGCUUCCUGCUUUUCUCCAUAGCCUACUCGAACACCACACCCAGCCUUUCUUUGUGGUCUUACCGAAGGAAUCUGAGUUGUUGAGAACGGCUAUUCUGAAAUCUGUUCCCGGCAUUGAAGUUCGUAUCUGUGUUGAUUCUGCACCGUUAAUGGAACACACCAAUCGAAGCACGAAGGCCGAGCGGAGCACCGUCUUGAAAUAUGUCGAGGUGGUGCCAGAUAAGGAAUUCAUAAUCAGAAUCACUACUGACAAAAGCUAUAAAUGGACUAGUCCGUACAUUGUUAUGGACAUAAUGGUUGACGACGUGGUAAUUACAACGCAUCAUUUUGGCCGCCACGAGUUCGAGCAAGAGUACCAAGCGUCUUCUUCACACGUUCACGAAUGUAUUGGGUCUUGUGGGAUCGAAAAUGAACAGGAGAAAGUUCGCUCUUUCAAAUUCUCCAAGUUAUCUGUGUGCUCACAGCGAGGAAUUGAGAGACGAAAUCGAGGAUGAUUUAUCGCGCCUCGAGAAGACGGGUAAAGCAAAAGUCGGCCUUUAUCGGGCAAAAUCUGUCAAAAUGCUAUCUGCUACCCAGGCCCGCAAGCAUUGCCCGAUCUUUUGAAAACAGCCUGAGUUGAACAAUCGCUUGAUUAAAGACGUUCAUUGGGACGCGAUAAGUGGACGUUUGGAAUGCCAAUCCCAUAUUGCAACCUUGGGAAUUGCUAAACCCAUCGUUGAUCCACGUAUAAGGACUAUUUACGACGUGAAAUAUUUGGAUUUCGAUCGAUCUAGGUUCGUUAAACCUCAGAGAGUCUACAAGUUGAGGUAUCGAUCCGAAGAUACAGUCCUUCUCUAUGACCCUUCUACGAACAUUCUGAAACUAGUUGAUUCUUGGGGUCUCGUGGAGUCUCUCGAGGUCCUUCUCUUUGUUUGCUGGGGCAACAUGGUAAUUGAGAGCAAGCCUACAAUCAAGCUUGAAAACGAUGAUGAAGACGUGGCCGAAGAUGUGACCGGAUCUAUUGUCAAGCGAGAACGCGAUGAAGAUUUGGUUGAGUCUUCCAUGCCUGCUAUGAAAAGGGCUUGGCCGAGAAGAAAUGAGAGGUAGUCAAUAUAUAGCGAUCA
This is a messenger RNA of Botrytis cinerea B05.10, 1201 nucleotides long. RefSeq lists its product as hypothetical. The transcript has 3 exons. The coding region runs from base 248 to 592 and encodes 114 amino acids. The record is from RefSeq and is a predicted model, not a curated record. Lineage: Eukaryota; Fungi; Ascomycota; Leotiomycetes; Helotiales; Sclerotiniaceae.